Messenger RNA from Caenorhabditis briggsae, 645 nucleotides. Lineage: Eukaryota; Metazoa; Nematoda; Chromadorea; Rhabditida; Rhabditidae. Bases 1 to 645 code for a protein of 214 amino acids. The transcript has 4 exons. The record is from RefSeq and is a predicted model, not a curated record.
AUGCGGUUGCUUUUGUUUUCUCUGCUUGUUGUUGUUGGAGACGUGCUAGGAAGAGCUUCUUGGGAGACAGAAAGAAAGCAUGAUAAUGUUGCUUGUGGAGAACUUCGAGAAGAAUACGUCCGAGUAUGCACUGGUGCAAAUACAAAACGAAGGGAACAGAAAGACAAAGACUUUUGCAAUGCAUUUGAGAAUAUUUGUUUCUCAAUUCCAGAAGGUGAACCGGAUAAAGCACAAGACUCGGACACAUCGGCGAGUCCCCGAACAGCAGCUAUCUCCCCAAGCGCUGCUGCUAUAAAUGGAGAGCAGUCUCAUAAGAAAAUAAAUUUUACCAGAUUCUGUAAAGAAUUUAAGAAUCGGUAUCUUUAUGUUUGUCCGGAUCCAUUCCGGUUCGGUCAGAAGGCUAUCGUAUUCUGUCCAGUCUAUUCGGAAAAGUGCAACGUUCCUCUUCCUGACAAACCAGUGGUCCCACAACGAAAGUCAUCAAAGCGACGUGGCGGAGGAGGUGCUAUCAAUCAAUUAUGCAGAAGUUAUCAAGGAUUCGCAAUGAACUACUGUAAUAAUCCACUGCUUACCGCACAGAGCCAGUAUAGAGCAGCUUGUGACAAGUAUUGGAGAUACUGUGGAAAGUUCCACCAGCAGGGAUGA